This is a messenger RNA of Cuscuta campestris, 1963 nucleotides long. Lineage: Eukaryota; Viridiplantae; Streptophyta; Magnoliopsida; Solanales; Convolvulaceae. The record is from the annotation of a GenBank genome assembly.
CGAAAAACGCACAUUCUUGAAAACAACUCUAUUCACCCCCCUCUAGAGUUGCACAUUUGUCUAACAAUUGGUAUCGGAGCAGGAAGUUCUUCGAAUACGUUAUUUUUCAGGAACCAAAAGAUCAAAUGGCAUCAAGAAUGUUCAACGCAAGAGUGAACGAGGGACAAUCAACCACGAGGCCACCGUUGUUCGAUGGAACCAACUACUCAUAUUGGAAGGAGAGGAUGAGAAUCUUUAUCCAAUCCAACGACUACAAGCUGUGGUUGAUUGUGAAGAACGGCUGCGGAGUCCCGAUGAAGAAAGUCGGUGAAGUCAAUGUUCCCAAAACCGAAGAAGAGUUCACCGACGAAGAUUGCAAAAAGAUGGAGCUUAACGCCAAGCCAAUAAACAUGAUUUAUUGCGGUGUUAACGCGGAUGACUACCGCAAAAUCUCGCGGUGUGAAACCGCAAAACAAAUGUGGGAGAAAUUGGAGGUCACCUACGAAGGAACCGCGCAGGUUCGGGAGGCCAAAAUUGACCAUCUCACUCACGAGUAUGAACUCUUUUCAAUGAAGGAAAAUGAGAAGAUUGAGGAAAUGUUUGAGAGAUUCUCUAACAUCAUCAAUCCCCUCAAUCUUCUCGGGAAGACAUACACCGACCGAGAGCUCGUGGUUGAAGAGAGGAACAAGAGGUCUAUUGCUCUACCCACAACAACAUCAACCCACAACAACGUUGAUGAUGAAGAUGAUGACAGCGACGACACCGACCUCGGACUCUUUGUCCGAAAAUUCAAGAAGAUGAUGCUCAAGAAGGGAGCCAAGAAGAACACUCCACCCAAAUUCUAUGGGUGUGGUGAAAUUGGACACAUCAAACCAAUGUGCCCAAAGCUCAAGAACGAGAAGGACAAGAAGGCACCGAAGAAGCAGCGUGCCUACAUUUCUUGGGAGAACGACGGCUCCGGGAGUGAAGACUCGGAAACGGAAGAAGUGGCCAACUUGUGUCUCAUGGCCAUUGAAGAUGGUGAUACAUCAAAAGAGAGGAAUAAGAAGAGUCUUGGAAUUGGCUUCGUCGUCCUCGUCGUCAUCCUCGACGUCCAUGGGAUCGCCGUCGACCGCGUCCUCAAAGUCAACCUCGUCGGGGGAGGAGGACGGAGUGUAGGAGUCGUCGUCCUCAUCCUCGCCUUCAAAGUUUUGGCUGAGAAUGGUGCUGUCGAAGGGCGGCGGGACGUAGUUGAUGCCUCGGAAGAACGCCGUCAUGUCGGUGAUGUUGGCGUUGCAACGUCCCGUCCAUCCUCUCCAAAGCGAUGUGUGGCUGCCAUCCCGGGGGCGGAGGAUCCGGGUGAGGAUGUAGAGGAGGAGGCGCUUCUCCGGUGGGGCCGAGUUGAUUAUCGGCGCGCCGCUGUGGUGGAUGAGGUUGGUGAUCCCGAGCUCUUGAAUGACCACCGCCUCAUUGUUGAGGAUCCAAUCAUCGCCACUGUACGUCGUGAUGUUGUCACCGCGGAUGGGCAGCCCUACGACCCGAGCAAAGGUAGGCUAAUCAAUCUCUAUGUCGUAGAGAUUGAUGCUACUGCGGAUGGUGUCCCCGUCACGUCGGAGAUUUGAGUAGAAGGCCCGGACAUAGGCGGGAUUGUAGGAGGUGCGGCUCUUGGAGACGAAGGGCCACAAACCCGACGUUUGGAGUUGGUUGUCGAGGUCGUGGUACCCCUUUUGUUGGGGGAACAACUCCGGGAGCACCCGAGGCAGACAGAUCAGGCGUUUGGCAAAGUGCGUGAGGAACCGGGUGAGUUCCUCCUCGGAGCCAAACUCGAGAAAAGAUCCGUCCAUGUAGGGAAACGGCGGGGGCGCAGAGCUUGAGGCUUCGACGGUGCUUUUCUUCUUGGAAGCUUUGCUCUUGGACUUUCCUCCGAUCAUGAUUGAAUCGUUCAUGAAGAAAGAGUGAUGAAUUAUGCAAAAAUAGGCUAGAGGAAUGAAAUAUGGAUGUUAAU